Cornus florida is the source of this 1458-nucleotide messenger RNA. RefSeq names its product WAT1-related protein At4g08290-like. The transcript is spliced from 7 exons. The coding region runs from base 22 to 1182 and encodes 386 amino acids. Gene Ontology annotation, molecular function: transmembrane transporter activity. The record is from RefSeq and is a predicted model, not a curated record. NCBI's taxonomy places the organism in Eukaryota, Viridiplantae, Streptophyta, Magnoliopsida, Cornales, Cornaceae. Gene Ontology annotation, cellular component: plasma membrane.
AGUCGACAGUGAGAGCUAGAGAUGUCAAACCAGAAAACAUGUGGGAUGUUACAUUCAAUGUUGAAGAAUGCCAAACCCUACUUGCUUAUGAUGGGUUUGCAGUGUGGCUCUGCUGGGAUGUACAUCAUAAGUGCUGUUACUCUCAAACAAGGGAUGAGCCGUUUCGUGCUCAUCGUCUACCGGAAUGGCAUUGCUGCACUCACCAUCGCUCCGUUCGCUCUAGUUCUUGAAAGGAAAAUACGACCAAAAAUGACACUUCCAACCUUCUUACAGAUAAUGGUGUUGGCUUUUCUAGAGCCAAUUCUUGAUCAGAACUUAGCCUACUUGGGGAUGAACUUGACAUCGGCAUCAUAUGCUUCUGCCAUUAUGAAUGCAGUUCCUGCCCUUACCUUUGUCAUCGCAGUUAUUCUCCGGUUGGAACUGGUAAAGAUUAAAGAAGUUCGCAGUCAAGCUAAGGUUAUUGGAACCCUACUGACCUUGACAGGAGCAUUGGCCAUGACAUUGUACAAAGGCCCUAUUAUCAAUCUGUUUUGGACCCCGAAAACAAGCCAUUUUGUGAGCACUAAUGACUCGUCCGAUAAACACUGGGUCACUGGCACUAUAUGUAUCCUAAUUGGUUGCUUUGCCUGGUCUUGUUUCUUCAUAUUGCAAUCGAUAACGGUGAAGAAAUAUCCCGCGGAGCUCUCUCUAGCCUUCUGGAUAUGCUUGUUGGGCACUGUGCAGAGCACAGCAGUGACACUCAUGUUUGAGCACCACCCCGGUGCCUGGUCGAUUGGCUGGGACUCUAGGCUCCUCGCUCCCGUUUACACGGGGGUAAUUAGCUCUGGAAUCACAUACUACGUUCAAGGCCUGGUGAUGAAAACAAGAGGGCCUGUGUUUGUAACUGCCUUCAACCCUCUAUGCAUGAUCAUUGUAGCUGUUCUUGGUUCUGUCAUUCUAGCUGAGAAACUUCAUCUCGGAAGCAUAAUUGGAGCUAUAGUAAUCGCAUUUGGCCUUUAUGCCAUCGUUUGGGGCAAAAGAAAGGAUCAACUUAGCCUGACACCAUCAACAAAUGAAAAUGGUGGCGACCAUGAACUGCCAGUGACUGCAAGUUGUACGAAGUUGACCGUCACCGGAAAACAUCACGAGGAACGUGCCGCCGAGUCUGAUGUUCUGGCAAAGGAAAUGGAGUCAAACAAAUAGUUAUUUCUUCUUGAAUGCGACAUGUACCCUGAUCAUGUAGUUCCCAAUUUAAUUUAAACCUAUAAUUAGGCUCUUUCCUCUUCCACUGUAAAUAACCAAUAAAUGUAUGGGAUAUCAUAGUACGAAGGAAUGUAAUUUUUUUUCCCGAAAAUUAGGAUUGUAAUUUUUAUAACAGGUAAACUGCCUGCCUGCAAUUGUGUAAAGAACAUGUGUGUGUGUGUGUGUAUAUAUAUAUAUAUUCUAAGGGAAUUUGUGAGUUUAUGCAGCGGAAGAUAA